CGUUUUAAUAUCGAGUGACGCACCAACGAGGAAGAAGAAGAAGAAGUCAGCCACAGCAUUAGCAUUAGCAGCAUUAGCACAGAUUAUGUCGUAGACUAAAUAAAAAUGGAUAAAAAGAAAAAACCUUUCGCCGUGACGGCUUCAUCGCUGGUGGACCUGAAAGCUGAACUCUACAGGAAGCAGGAGCAGUUCAAACAUGACAAACUGAGGCAGGUUCACGCUGGAGCAUCAAGAUCCAGAGACACCAAGAAACCUACGGUGUGGAGCAAACAAAAUGCUGGUGUGUCAGCGAGAGCUGAGAAAGACGCAGAGCAGCUGUCCGAGGAGCAGAACAGCCUCGACGCUUCAAAACGCAGGCUGGAGGAAAAGGCCAAACUUUACGAGCAGAUGACAAAAGGAGACUUUCCAGAUGAAGAGACCGAGGGACUGUUCCUGGUCGACUUCACCCAGAAGAUUAUCGACAAAAAGAGAGAAACACUUGCACAGAAGGAAAGAGAUGAGGAGGAGGAGAGAGACGACCCGUCUCCUAUCCCUCCUCCGCAAAACCGGGAUGAGGAAUGGGUGGAUUACGUGGAUGCUUUAGGCCGAUCUCGUCGAUGCAUGAAGAAAGACCUGCCAGGUUUUCAGAAAAUGGACCAAGACCUGAAAGGAAAAGGGAGCGUCCCGGCUGACCUCCUGUCAGAGGACAUGCGUCGAGAGCUGCAGAGGCAGGAGUGGGAGAGGGAAGAAGAGGAGGCUAUGAAGAGGCCUGUCGGACCGAUCCACUACGAGGACAUCAGAGGACAAGAGGCUCGGGAGCUCGGUGUGGGUUACUUUGCGUUCGCUCAGGAUGGAGAGUCCCGCAGGAAGCAGAGAGAAACUCUGGACAUGCUUAGAGACCAGACAACAGAGCAGCGCACGAAGAGGGAAAAACUGAAGGAGAAGAGACAAGCCAUCCUGCAUGCCAGACUGGCCAAGGUGAGGCAGAGGAAGCUGAAGAAGGCCAAGCUGGACGGCACUGAAGAUGAGGAGAAUGAAGGAGAGGAGGGGGAAGAUGAGUUAAUAGGACCAACGCCUCCACCGGAGGAAUUCCCAGAGAUCAGCACGGUGAAGAAGGUGGAGGUUGAGAUCCAGGAAAGGAAGGACACCAAACCGGGAGUUCCUCAUGUCAGAGAAUGGGACAGAGGGAAAGAAUUUAUGUUCAGCGAAUGGAAAAGUCGUCGGCGUGAAGAGCGAGAUACAGAGUUUGCGCCUCCCACUGCGUACUUCAGCGAGGAGAAGAGACAAACGUUUGGGAAGAAUAAAACUCAGGAGAAUAAAUCCAAGAUGUCCUUUAAGUGGACGAAAGGCCCGGAGAAGGAGGAGAACAAGGAGGAACCACAACCUCAACCUGAAACCUCUCCCUCACAUCCUCCUCCUCCUCCCCCUCCUCCUCAGCAAGAUCCUCCACCUGCUCCACAACCGCAGUCUUCAUCGCAGUCAACACCUCCAGAUCACCCGACAGACUCAGCUCCUGUUUCUGUUCCCCCCUUUAAUCCUCCCCAGUAUGCCCCUCCUCAAUUCUAUCCUCCAUUUUAUCCUCCUCCUCACUUCGCUGGACCACCUCACCUGUUUCCUCCACAGUAUCCGCCCCAGUACCCGCCACAGUAUCUGCCUCAGCAGCCCCCACAGUACCCGCCUCAGCAGCCCCCACAGUACCCGCCUCAGCAGCCCCCACAGUACCCGCCUCAGCAGCCCCCACAGUAUCCGCCUCAGCAGCCUCCACAGUACCCGCCUCAGCAGCCCCUGCAGCCUGCGGAGCCUGGCCAGGCCCAGCAGCCCGCACAGAGUUUAGACGACAUGCUGUCCUUCUACAGGAACUUUUCCUGAUCUCUAAAUUACAAAAUAUAUUGUUGUUGUCUCAACUCUUUGGAGUGUUUAGCAUUUAAUAAAUAUCGGAAACUGAACUGAA
Larimichthys crocea (large yellow croaker) is the source of this 1930-nucleotide messenger RNA. RefSeq names its product coiled-coil domain containing 174 (gene ccdc174). The transcript is spliced from 11 exons. Gene Ontology annotation, cellular component: nucleus. The coding region runs from base 106 to 1848 and encodes 580 amino acids. The record is from RefSeq and is a predicted model, not a curated record. NCBI's taxonomy places the organism in Eukaryota, Metazoa, Chordata, Actinopteri, Sciaenidae.